Oldenlandia corymbosa var. corymbosa is the source of this 1579-nucleotide messenger RNA. Lineage: Eukaryota; Viridiplantae; Streptophyta; Magnoliopsida; Gentianales; Rubiaceae. The record is from the annotation of a GenBank genome assembly.
CUGCACUUAAAUUCGAUAUUGUACAUUAAAUUUCUUUCCUCAAGCUGACCAAUUUCGUAUGCAUCCAACUUUAACUUUAUGCCAAACUUUUACGUCCAAUAAUAGUUGCCUUUUCAUUCCACAAUAAAUAUUUGAUAUUUCUAGCCAAUUAGUUUAUCCAAGAAAAGGUUGUGUUCCAGAAACUUGCAGAGUUCCAAUCCAAUGGAUGAUUGGGUCAAGAAGCACAUCUCUGUUUAUUCAACUCUGAUUCUAUCUCUCUGUUAUUGCCACUUCAUUUCUUCAAGAUUCCCAAUUGGUUUCUUCAGGCUGAUUUCACUUCUCCCCAUUUUCUACCUCUUCACAAUCCUUCCCCUGUUUCUCCCCUCUGUUUUCUUCACUGCAGUUUUAGCAUUCUUCAUCACAUGGCUUGCCAAUUUCAAGCUGAUUCUUUUCGCUUUCGGACAGGGUCCACUUUCCUCGGACCAAUCAUCCAAAUCCCUUCACAUUUUCAUCACAUCUGCGGCUCUUCCCAUAAGAACAAAACUUAAAAAUUACCCAUCCUCCCAAUUGCAAUCAAAAUCCACGAAGAAAAUACCCAUAAUAAAUAAUUUAGGGACAGAAAUUUUGGCCUCUGCUAUUUUGAUUGCCGUAUUGGUUGAUUACAAAGACAAACUUCAUCCCAGAAUUUUGUUACUGGCCUAUUGUUGCUUGGUGUUUCUAUUGGUGGAUUGUUUGGUGGCUUCCUCGAGUUUUUUGGUCCGUGCUUUAGUGGGAUUGGAGCUUGAACCGCCGUCCGAUGAGCCGUAUUUAUCAACGUCUCUCCAAGAAUUUUGGGGCAAGCGGUGGAAUCUCACCGUGACGAAUACGCUCCGGCAGACGGUGUACAAGCCGGUGAGGUCAGCGUCGGCGGCGGUACUGGGCGGCGAAUUGGCCCCUCUGCCGGCGGUUUUGGCGGCGUUCUUAGUCUCGGGUUUAAUGCACGAGCUUUUGUUCUAUUACGUGACCCGGGCGAAACCCAGUUGGGAAAUGACGUCGUUCUUCGUUCUGCAUGGGAUUUGUGUUGUUUUGGAAUUCGGGAUGAAGAAAGCGCUGAACGGACGGCUGAAUUUGCCGUGGUUCGUGUCGGGGCCGUUGACGGUUGGGUUUGUAGUUGUGACUAGUUUUUGGCUCUUCUUUCCGCCGUUGAUUAGGAACGGUGCCGACGCUGUGGUGUUCGAAGAGUUCAGAUGCUUUGGGGAACGUGUUCGGAAUUGGAUGAUGACUCGAGUUGACGGAAAUGUUGGCUUCCGGCAGUGAUGGCGUCGGUCGGAAUGUGAAACUAGUCUUCAAUUAUAUAUUGUGUUACCUUUGUUAAUGCUAAUGAACAUGACAAAGCAAACUACAGACCAAAAUUGGUUGUUUGGUUCGAUAAUCUUUUAGACUUCUCUUUAAAUUAUGCACUAAUUUGUUUUCAUCACGAAGUAGAGACUAGUCCUUUUCUUUUUGCUGUAUUUAAAAGAAGACGGAAGCAUAGAUUAAAUCACCACCUUAUGUGGAUGGAAACCAAGUACUUUUAAGAGUCCAUAUAAUCCCAUCCAACCCUAUAAUUAUAGAGGUUUUC